Molecule: messenger RNA, 1823 nt
Organism: Cynocephalus volans (Philippine flying lemur)
Lineage: Eukaryota; Metazoa; Chordata; Mammalia; Dermoptera; Cynocephalidae
Gene: KRT6A
Product: keratin 6A
Exons: 9
Coding region: 1-1695 (564 amino acids)
Biological process (GO): intermediate filament organization; keratinization
Cellular component (GO): keratin filament
Molecular function (GO): structural constituent of skin epidermis
Source: RefSeq, a predicted model, not a curated record
AUGUCUAGCAAAUCCACCAUGAGGAGCCACAGCACUAGCCACCGUGGCUUCAGUGCCAGCUCAGCCAGAGUCCCCGGGGUCUGCCGCUCUGGCUUCAGCAGUGUCUCCAUGUCCCGCUCCAGGGCUAGUGGAGGCCUCGGGGGAGCAUAUGGAGGGGCUGGCUUUGGCAGCCGGAGCCUCUAUGGCCUGGGGGGCUCCAAGAGGAUCUCCAUCGGAGGGGGCAGCUGUGCCAUCAGUGGUGGAUACGGCAGCAGAGUUGGAGGAGGCUUUGGCUUUGGAGCUGGAGCCGGGAGUGGAUUUGGUUUCGGCGGUGGAGCUGGUAGUGGCUUUGGGCUCGGUGGUGGCGCUGGCUUUGGAGGUGGAUAUGGGGGCUCUGGCUUCCCUGUGUGCCCCCCGGGAGGCAUCCAAGAGGUCACCAUCAACCAGAGUCUCCUGACUCCCCUGAACCUGCAAAUCGAUCCCACCAUCCAGCGGGUGAGGACUGAGGAGCGGGAGCAGAUCAAGACCCUCAACAACAAGUUCGCCUCUUUCAUCGACAAGGUACGGUUUCUGGAGCAGCAGAACAAGGUCCUGGACACCAAGUGGACCCUGCUCCAGGAGCAGGGCACCAAGACAGUGAGGCAGAACAUGGAUCCUUUGUUCGAGCAGUACAUCAGCAACCUCAGGCGGCAGCUGGACAGUAUCAUGGGCGAGAAAGGCCGUCUGGACUCUGAGCUCAGAGGCAUGCAGGACUUGGUGGAGGACUUCAAAAACAAAUAUGAAGAUGAAAUCAACAAGCGCACAGCAGCGGAGAAUGAAUUUGUGACUCUGAAGAAGGACGUGGAUGCUGCCUACAUGAAUAAGGUUGAACUGCAAGCAAAGACAGAUUCUCUUACAGAUGAGAUCAACUUCCUAAGAGCGCUCUAUGAAACAGAACUGUCUCAGAUGCAAACACACAUCUCAGACACUUCCGUGGUCCUCUCCAUGGACAACAACCGUAACCUGGACCUGGACAGCAUCAUCGCCGAAGUCAAAGCCCAAUACGAGGAGAUCGCCCAGAGGAGCCGGGCUGAGGCCGAGUCCUGGUACCAGACCAAGUAUGAGGAGCUGCAGGUCACGGCGGGCAGACAUGGGGACGACCUGCGCAACACCAAGCAGGAGAUUGCCGAGAUCAACCGCAUGAUCCAGAGGCUGAGAUCUGAGAUCGACCACGUCAAGAAGCAGUGCGCCAACCUGCAGGCCGCCAUUGCCGAUGCCGAGCAGCGUGGGGAGCUGGCCCUCAAGGAUGCCAAGAAUAAGCUGGAAGGGCUGGAGGAUGCCCUGCAGAAGGCCAAGCAGGACAUGGCGCGGCUGCUGAAGGAGUACCAGGAGCUGAUGAACGUCAAGCUGGCGCUGGACGUGGAGAUCGCCACCUACAGGAAGCUGCUGGAGGGCGAGGAGUGCAGGCUGAAUGGUGAAGGUGUUGGACAAGUCAACAUCUCUGUGGUGCAGUCAACUGUCUCCAGUGGCUACGGCGGUGCCAGCGGUGUCGGCAGUGGCUUAGGCCUGGGUGGAGGCAGCGGCUACUCCUACAGCAGUGGUCACAGCCUUGGAGGUGGCUUUAGUUCCGGCAGUGGCAGAGGCAUUGGAGGCGGCCUCAGCUCUUCCGGGGGCAGCAGUUCCUCCAUCAAGUACACCACCACCACGUCCUCCAGCAGGAAGGGCUACAAGCAAUGAAGUGCCACUACCAGCUCGUCCCACAAUCCUCAGCCCCCUCAGUGGCUGCAGAGCCCUCUACUCAAGUCGCUUGCCCUCUCCUGGUCUCUGGUCUCUCCUGCUCUGAGUUAGAACCUAGGCUGCUAAGU